CAAAAAUUAAUGCCAAUUUGCAAUAUUUUUCAAUAUUGACAAUUCAUGCAACCUUAGAAUAAAUACACCAAUACACACUCAGCCUUUUCUCAACACAAAACCUUUUCCCAUUUGUUUUGAGCUAAAAGUAAGCGGAAGAAUCAAUUAUGGAAACAGAGCAAGGAGCUGAUCUGAUCAGCAGCUUACCGCCGGAUGUUCUGUUCCUCAUUGCUUCAAAGAUUCCAUUAAAAGAAGCAAUUAGAACGGCAGUUCUGUCGACCGCAUGGAAGAAUUUAUGGAGAGGAAAUAUAUUGAGGCUGGAAAUGGGGGUCUUUUCUCGAACUGCAGAUCUUGAAGCCAAGGAGAAGAUAAAACAGAGUAUUGGGACAUUUUUAAUGUGUUCCGAUCAUCCCGAGAGGUUGAGACUCUGUAUCAAUUCUGUCCGCGAAGAUUACUCCAGCAACUCCACUUCGAAGAUUGUGGACGAAUCAAUGGCGGUUUUUACUAAAGGAAAAGGUGAGCUCCAUUUUGACUUCUUAGCUGUACGAGAUCAAGAGCAAUUGAAAUCAGUUAGAACCAAAUUCAACCUGAUUCUCGAAACGGGUACGCUAAAAAUUGAUGGGUUUUCUACCCUGAAGAGUCUACAUCUCAGAUCAGUCACCCGAGUUGGACAUUAUUUGUUGCCGGAAUUGUUCUCCGGUUGUGUUUCUUUGGAACGUUUGAUGAUUGAGAAGUGCAGCGGGUUGCUGAAUCUUGAGAUUAAAGCAAACAGCUGUCUUCGGGAGCUCAGAAUAAUCGAUUGCUUCCACAUUAACAGCAUCAAAUUAGUAGCUCCGGGCCUGCAAACCUUUUUCAAUCGAGGGAUUCUUUCAGUUGUUCAGAUUGAUGCGCCGCAAUUGGUUGAUGCCACUUUGAAUUUUAGGCACGGCAUCGGACACAACAACUUCGAUUGCGAGGAUGUUUUGUGCCUCCUUUUUUCGCUCAGGGAUGUGGAGAAGCUCACAAUUAGCGGGUGGCUUAUUGAAUGCUUGUGCAUGGCUGGUGUCAUUUUCGGGCAGCUUGCAUUCAAGUUUGAAAAGUUAAAAGAGCUGAUUUGUAUGGAUUCUGGGAUGGACGCAAUGAAGCGUGAUUCAAUAGCUUGUUUCUUGAACAACACCACCAUUUUGGAGCGGCUGUUUGUUAAGGUUAGUGGAUAUAUAUAUAAUAAUAAAGAUCCAGUAUUAGUAUUUUACCAUUCUAGAUUGAAUCGUGUUAAAUGCAACCAUAAAAAGAUAAAGGCCGUCGUAAAAAAAAACAAUUCUGACUUUUUCAUUUUUUCAUUCUAAAAUAAGUGAUUUAGACACUAUAAUUAUUAAUUAACUUAACUUUUAAUCAUAUAUUAACUAACUUAACUACUAUUUUAUAUAAAAAAUAUUUUUUCCAAUAUAUUUUAAUGAAAAUGAUUUUCUUUGUUAAAUUAAUAUAAUACAACAAUAUCAAUUAUUAAAGUGCAACGUUGAGAUUUUUAUUUAUCAAAAGAUAUAGUAAACUCUUUAAUUUGAUUUUCCGCGAAGGCGAUUUUCUUCGGCCAUCGAUUUGAAAUUUAAGAAGGUUGAAGAUUACUAUUUGAGGUUGAAGAUUAGAGUGUAUGGUUAAAGUUUGGAAUUUUAAAAUUUGAAUUUGGAAUUUAGAAUAUAAGGGUGAAAUUGAAAGUUAACUCUUGAUCAAUGGCGGUUUUUAUCUUUUUCCUGACGGCCUUUAAGCUUCUAAUUCUAGAUUUUAGAAUACUGUAUUCUUUUUUCCUGUCCUCAAGGGGAGAAUUAGAUAAAAUAAUGGUAACACAUCUGGAUAAUUUGUGUCACGUAAUAACAUAAUGAAUCUGUGUGUGUGUGUGUGAAACAGGUGGAUGGGAACUUGGAUCAAAUCACGAGUCCGAACCUACACGGAUUUUGGCACGAGCCACAUUUGUGGAAGGACUACGCAGAAGUGAAAUCCAACGCAUCUCCUUUGGUGCAUUUGAAAACGAUCCAACUUGUGGGAUUGACCGGCGGCAAAGAAGACGAAUUACUGCUAAUAGAUCUUCUGCUACACGUGGCGGUGAACGUGAAAGAGAUGAUAAUGACAUUUCCGGAUAAAUCUACAUGGAAGGUUAGGGUGAUCCCUCGGAGUCAACUGCAUUACGCUGUUAAGCCAAAUCAGAAACACAAGUUGAUCUCAUCCCCUAAUGGCUACUCGGUUUACGUGUUAACCGAAACCCCGCAGACUUGAAAUAUUGGAUUAUAAUAAUUAAACGCUCACAUGUAUUAGAUAGAUACGUAUGUUUAAUAUCAUGUGACAAAACAAAAGUAGCUCAUGUAUAUUAUAUGAGUCUCUAUCCAGUAUAUUCGGGGUACCAUACUCUCCCUCUUAUUUUUAUACUACUAGUCCUUAUUAUACUUUUUUCCACUUUUCUAAAUAACAUCCUACAAUUUACAGGUUAGUCCCUUUGAUUUUUUUUCUCUCUCCUUUAAAAAACAUCUUUAAUCUUUAAACGACCAUAUCUCAUGAUCUGUAAAAAAUUAGAG
Oldenlandia corymbosa var. corymbosa is the source of this 2522-nucleotide messenger RNA. Lineage: Eukaryota; Viridiplantae; Streptophyta; Magnoliopsida; Gentianales; Rubiaceae. The record is from the annotation of a GenBank genome assembly.